ACAAGUAUUCAUGCAUUGCAUCGAAGCUAUGCUCAAACUAUAAAACAGCUCUGCAUACUGAAUGUAAAAAGAGCUGAGGGAGUGUUAACAAGGCGUUUUUAUAUGUAAAGGAAUCUGUUGGAAACGUUAUGUAAGUGGUAAGAUGACAGAAAACUAAUAUUCAAGUAAUGGGAAACGAAUCCAGCUCGUUAGAAGACUGUACUCUCCAGCCGGCGCUAGAUUUUGAAGCGUUGCGUGGUUGGUCUGUGUGUCCAGCACAGUGGAAAGAUGGCUCCAAGGUGACGGUGUUCUUCCACAAGAAACCCGAUCCGGAGAAGAGGGGGUUUGUGGAAAAUGCUGUCAAGCAACUGAAGACAAUACGUCAUCCUAGUGUGCUGCGCUUCUUCACCUCCUUCACCAGUCCUAAGGGUCUGCAUAUUGUCACAAAACCAGUCAGUCCUCUGCUGCUGGCUCUUGAGGCAGGAAAACUGUCUUCAGUGGAAAUAUCAGCAGGAAUCUACAAUAUUAUUGAAGCUUUGAGUUUUUUGCAUGAAAGGGUUGGUGUGUCCCACAAUAAUGUGAGUUUAGCUUCCGUUUUUGUGAGUGAAGAUGGGAGCUGGAAACUGGGAGGUCUGGACUAUGUCUGCAAACUCACUGAGGCUACACUAGAGCAGCUACAGGCAUGCAAAACUUUUAGAAAUGAAGAGGCUAUUACUCCAGAGGAGAAGAAUGGGCAAGUGGUGACGGAGCUGCAGUAUGCUCAUGCAAGAGAUGCAUAUGCUUUUGGCAGACUGGCUGAAGCCUUGUUAGAGUACUUGGUGGACUUGGGUGAUUUAACAAAGACUUUUGAACUAAGAAUUCAAGAUGAGUUUCUGCACCAAGAUCCAAGGCAAAGACCACAUGUGAGCUCUUUGCUACAGGAUAGGUUGUUCAGGAACGAGUUCUUGGAAAUAAAAAUGUUCCUGAAAAAUAUAACACUUAAGUCUGAUGAGGAGAAAAAAGAAUUUUUCUGCACAGUGGUUGAGAAGCUGUUGUCGUUGCCGGCAGACCUCGUAGCCUCUAGGCUGGCAGAGCCGCUCUUGUCGCGCUUCGUGUUACUGGACACCAAUGCAGUGGAUCAUGUGAUACCACAUGUCCUCACCCCAGGAGAAGAAGACACAGAUAUAAAUAAUAAAGUGCAAUCUAAGGAAACUCAUAAGGAAGAUAGGCCGGUGCCUAUCCUGCCUCGGAGACUGUAUCAGAAACAUGUCAUCCCUAUCUUAUACAGGAUUUUCCAUGUCAAAGAUGCACACAUCAGACUUGUGAUUCUCACACAUUUCAGACACUUUGCUCAUUUAUUUGAUAAGGAAUCAUUACAGGAUGUGAUUCUGCCACAGUUGUUGCUUGGUUUGAGGGACACUAAUGACCAGAUAGUGUGUAAGUCUCUGGAGGCUCUUGCAGUAUUAGUGCCAGUAUUAGGAGGGGACGCUGUGAUAGGAAGGUCAAGGUCAAAGAUAUUUAUAGAAGGAAAACCCAGAGCCUUGAAGAUAGAGGAGACCAGCUCAGGGGAUCACAUUCCAGUCCCUGACACAGUCAGCAAAGUCUUAGACCUGACUAAGUCAGCCACAGGGGAAGUGUGCAAUGGAGAUCUAAAGAGACACCCCAGUGAUGAGAGUGAGGACAGAAAACUACAGCUGUUAAAAGAAAGAGAGAAGAGGAAACAGGAGGCAAAGAGAAAAGCUGAAGAAAGGAGAAGAAAAAGGGAAGAUAAAAAGAUCCAGGCUGAAAAAGUUUCAGAAAGAACUAUAAAAAUGGACCAAGAUCUGACUACUGAACAGCAGACUUCCACAGCUGACAUUAACAUUACAGAGGACAUCAAUAGAGAUUCUGAAAAAGAGGAAGGUGAUAAACCUUUAACAGGAAGCAUUAGUGCUGCCAAAGCAGUGGAGGAGAAAGAGAUCCAUUCCAAUAUUGAAAGACGUGAGUCUGAGGAAGAUGCUGCUCCACUGUCUGAAAAUGAGGAAAAUUGGACAGAUUGGGAUGAGGAACAGGCCAUGGACGCUGCUAUUGAGAAAGAAAUUGAGGAAGAAAUGGAAAGUCUGGAGAGGAAGGAUGCCCAGUUGAGGCUGUCCCCUGUGGAACCCAUACACAUAGACUGGUCUGGUGUAGAGGAGAAAGUGGAGGUCAGAUCUAUUAUCCCAAAGGAAGCCAAAAAAGGCAAACUGAAACUGAAAAGCCCAAGCAUGAAAGAGGAAGCAGAAAGUGGAAAAAGCUUCAAGUCACCAAGAUCUAAGUCAUUGGAUUAUGGAAGUAAAGAGGAGACUAAGUCACUGGAUUCUGGAAGUAAAGAGGAGACCGAUGAUUUCAGUUGGAAUACUAGUGAUUGGACAGAAACUCCUGCAAACCAGCCAUCUUCCUUGGCAUCUCCAAGGCAGCAACAGGGUCCCUCAAAUUCUUCCAGAAAAAACUCUACUACUGAGAAAACAAAAGGAAGAGAAAGUGGUAGUACUGGUGGGCACAUGAUAAACACUGAGCAGCUAGGGGCAGAGUUUGAUGUUUUAGCUAUAGAGAUAAAAGCAACUCCAAAAGUGCAGGAAUUUGAUUUCUUUGCUGACAUGGCACCUGAUAUCUCUCCCUCAGCUUCUUUGCAUUUGGGAAGUAAGACCACUUCAGAGGCAGAUACGCUGGAUGACAAGAAGAAACAGGAGAUAACACCAAAACAGACUCCCAUUUCCUUUGCUGCAAUGGACAUUACUACAGACGUGACAGAACCUGGGGGCUGGGAAGACGAGGACCUAGAGUGGGGAGAGGAUGACAAGUGGUGACUGGGAGGAUGAAGACCUAGAGUGGGGAGAGGAUGACAAGUGGUGACUGGGAGGACGAGGACCUAGAGUGGGGAGAGGAUGACAAGUGGUGACUGGGAGGAUGAGGACCUAGAGUGGGGAAAGGAUGACAAGUGGUGACCACAGAGUACACUGUCCUAGUCUCAGAUAAUUAUUGGUUUACUUGACCGUUAUGGUAAUAAUUGACCGUGGUAAAGGGAUAUGUUUUAUAUUAUAAUAGGAGCUGCAAUAUACAAAUAGCAUUAGUCUGGUGGAUUUUUUGUUCAUACAUAUUGGUUGCUGUUGUUGUUGAAAUAUAAUCUUAUUGGAAAGAAUAUUUAAGGUCAAGGGACACUCAUUUUAUCAUUAGCACUUUAAGGUAGAACAUAUUUGAACAGGCAUCAUAAUUCAAUUGACAUAGUUAAAUAAUCAGAACUGGAAUUUCACUUGAGGAUGCAAGACACUGUUUAUCAGGGUGUCACUAGUUUGAUGGAUUGUGUGCAAAUUUUCUGUGAUUCAUUUAAAGGGAUAAAAACUCUUCGUAUGAGAUCUAUAUUUCACAAUAAAAUCAUUGUGAAUAACUCAUAGAUAUA
Lingula anatina is the source of this 3373-nucleotide messenger RNA. RefSeq names its product protein-associating with the carboxyl-terminal domain of ezrin. The record is from RefSeq and is a predicted model, not a curated record. Gene Ontology annotation, biological process: protein phosphorylation. NCBI's taxonomy places the organism in Eukaryota, Metazoa, Brachiopoda, Lingulata, Lingulida, Lingulidae. Gene Ontology annotation, molecular function: ATP binding; protein kinase activity.